Colletes gigas is the source of this 2008-nucleotide messenger RNA. RefSeq names its product CCR4-NOT transcription complex subunit 2. Gene Ontology annotation, cellular component: P-body; CCR4-NOT core complex. Lineage: Eukaryota; Metazoa; Arthropoda; Insecta; Hymenoptera; Colletidae. The record is from RefSeq and is a predicted model, not a curated record. Bases 380 to 1765 code for a protein of 461 amino acids. Gene Ontology annotation, biological process: regulation of DNA-templated transcription; nuclear-transcribed mRNA poly(A) tail shortening; regulation of stem cell population maintenance. The transcript has 10 exons.
AGUUUGUCAAACUGAAUGACAAAACAGAAGUCUAUUUGUUAAAAGUAUUUUAAUGUGCAUAAAAGUUUAGCCUUUUAGGACGUUUUAUGCCCAUUUACUUUGUUUAUUAUGAAUUUAAUGGAUUCUUUUGUGCAGUAACUUAACGACGGAUUCAAUAACAUAGAUCCAUCUUAAUUCCUUGUCUUCAAGUUUGAUAUGAUCGUCGCUGUGGUACUGUGAUAGAGAGGUUGCUGCCAGGAGUUACUGUCAUGGAUUAUCCUUGCUUCCAUGAAAUUGAACGACUUACAAGUGACACAAUAGAAAACAAGUGAUUGUGGUAAUAGGCAUAAAAGUGUGUUGGUGUGCCCCAGCAGGUACUUUGUAGUGGAGCCACCAGGCUAUGGCCAACCUGAACUUUGAGCAACCGCCACGCAGUAUUGCGAACGCAAGUCUUACAUCACGUGCGGGUGGUGGUGGGGGUUUAAAUUCAUCGACCCUGACGGGCCAUGUUACACCUACCUCGGGCAUGUUCUCAGGCUCAUCUACAAGCACGUCAAGUUCGGCUAAUUCUGCGGUAGUAAUUACUAACGUUUACCCCGGAGCAUCGGGUGCAGGUGGUGGACAAGCUAAUCAUCAACCUCAGCAGCAACAGCUCUCUCCUAUGGGCAGCAGGGGACUGUUUGGGCAGAGAGCUUUCACAGAUAGACGUACGAUGCCUGCUCUUGGAACCUCAAAUCCAAUGGGUAGCAUGGGCACUUUUGGAAUACCGCAAAGUCGUAAUUACGGAUCUCAGGGACAAAUUAAUAAUUUUCACUCUGUUUUCGGCAGUGGAGGAGGUGGAGAUACAAGUACUCCUCCAUUGUUGGAUCUGUCCGAGUUUCCUUCAUUAACAAACAGAGGACAGGGUGAUUCUAUGCCGCAACCUAGUCCUAUGCCAGGAAAACAACCUUAUGUUGGAAUGGUAAAACAACCGACGUCCGAAUCAAGCGAGUUUACUAUGAGUUCUGAAGAUUUCCCAGCAUUACCAGGAACACAAAAUAGAGAAGGACCAUCACCAGGUGGAAGCAUAUCUGGUGAUAAGAGCAUACCUGUCGGACUUGGCCCUGAAAUUGGGCAAGACGUCCUGCAGGCGAAUAGAGCACCUGGAUCUGAAAAGUCUCAAUCAUCUAAAAGAGGCAUACAAACAUCUCCUGAUGGUAAAGUAACUAAUAUACCAGCAAGUAUGGUUAAGGAUCAGUUUGGAAUGGUUGGACUUUUAACGUUUAUUAGGGCAGCAGAAACAGAUCCUAAUUUAGUAUCUUUGGCAUUAGGCCAAGACUUAACAGCGUUAGGAUUAAAUCUUAAUUCGCCAGAAAAUCUUUAUCAAAAUUUUGGUGGGCCUUGGGCUGAAACACCGUGUCGACCUCAAGAUAUUGAUUUUCACGUGCCACCGGAAUAUCUCAUUAAUGCCGCUAUCAGAGAUAAAUUAGCGCCGGUUAAGUUAAAUCGGUACAAGGAUGAUCUACUAUUUUAUAUGUUUUAUACAAAUGUUGGGGAUAUGCUGCAAUUAGCAGCGGCAGCGGAGUUGUACAGUAGGGAGUGGCGAUAUCAUAUGGAAGAAAAGGUAUGGAUAACGCAAGCACCAGGAUUAGGGCUUGUAGAAAAAACUUCAACAUAUGAACGUGGUACUUAUUAUUAUUUUGAUGCGCAAAGUUGGAGAAAAGUAGCAAAGGAAUUUCAUUUGGAUUAUACAAAACUAGAAAGUAGACCUCAUCUUCCCACAAACUUUCACCAAACCCAGCCUUGACUACAGAUCUACUUGCAGACUAUUGUGCUGCCUUUAAGCUGAACAAGAAACAGCUAUUGUAUAAAUGAACAAAUUUAAUAAUCUUUAAUAAAAACAUAAAAUUUGAAGAGUAACAGAAACGAAGUUCUUUAAUUAACUGCUCAUAGUUAGAAACGGGAAUGAGCCUGAUAAAAUCAUAUUGUGAAGAGUAUAAAACUUGUCAUAAUGUAUAUGCAUAAGCAUUCCCAGUAAAGUGAGCCUCAU